Messenger RNA from Marmota flaviventris (yellow-bellied marmot), 637 nucleotides. Its product is annotated as signal recognition particle 14 kDa protein. Gene Ontology annotation, cellular component: signal recognition particle, endoplasmic reticulum targeting. Gene Ontology annotation, molecular function: endoplasmic reticulum signal sequence receptor activity; 7S RNA binding. Gene Ontology annotation, biological process: SRP-dependent cotranslational protein targeting to membrane. The record is from RefSeq and is a predicted model, not a curated record. NCBI's taxonomy places the organism in Eukaryota, Metazoa, Chordata, Mammalia, Rodentia, Sciuridae.
UCCGGUAGCGCUGCGAUGGUGCUCCUGGAGAGCGAGCAGUUCCUGACGGAGCUCACCAGGCUCUUCCAGAAGUGUCGGUUGUCGGGCAGCGUGUACAUCACCUUGAAGAAGUAUGAUGGUCGAACUAAACCCACACCGAGGAAGGGUUCUGUGGAGGGCGUUGAGCCCUCAGACAACAAGUGUCUGUUGAGAGCAACGGAUGGGAAAAAGAAGAUCAGCACAGUGGUGAGCUCCAAAGAAGUGAAUAAAUUUCAGAUGGCUUAUUCAAACCUAUUGAGAGCUAACAUGGAUGGGCUGAAGAAGAGAGACAAAAAGAGCAAGAGUAAGAAGAGCAAAGCAGCACAGUGAAGAGCACUGAGUUCCCUGCUUUUACCAAACCACUGAAUUACAUAUUUCCAUUUUGUUUAUAGUUUUGUUCAUAAAUCUAGGUUUCUGGUUCCCCCAUUAACUGUUUUCAUGUGAUAUUAGGGUUAUUUUGGAGAGAAGAAAGGUUGCAGUGUUUACAAAGUAUUUGUGGUAAGAAAGUAGUUUAUUUCAGAUUUAUGAUGCAUGGUUAUAAAUUCCUAAAUUAGUUUUAAAAAGUCUCUGUAGUCAUCCCUGUGAAGAGCAUUGUAUCAUUAAACACCUGUUAUCAGCA